UGGCAGGAGCGUCUGCCGAGCGCAUCCAUUCCCAGGAAGCAGCAGCGGCGUUCGUUUUAUUCUAGAGAAGAGAAGCCUCGUAUUUCGAGGUCAGGGUAUUUCCAAAGGAGGUCAAAAGAGAUUAUUACAUUGUUUUAGGGCAGCUUGCUGUCACAGACAAUAAGCCAUGUCUAGUCGUCGUUUUCCUAACUAAUAUGGACUAUUUUACUGGGCAGUGGCGCGGUUGGCUUUAGCCGCUGACUGGACCCCCUCCUCGGGACACAAUUGCCUCAAAUUGGUCAAAUUCAGAUUUUUUUUCCACUGAAAAGGUGGGCUGGCUGCCAGCCAAUCGGGGACCCUGGAGCCGGACACGGAGGAUAGCGUGGCCAUGACGGGGGGCACAACGGCGGCCGCCCUGCCCAUGAGCAACCACACGCGGGAGCGCGUGACCGUGGCCAAGCUGACGCUGGAGAACUUCUACAGCACCCUCCUCACACAGCAUGAGGAGCGGGAGAUGAGGCAGAAGAAGCUGGAGAAGGUGAUGGAUGAUGAAGGCUUACUGGAUGAUGAGAAGGUGAUGCGGCGCUCCCAGCACGCCCGUAAGGAGACAGAGUUCCUGCGGCUGAAGCGGACGCGUCUCGGCCUGGACGACUUUGAGUCCCUGAAGGUCAUAGGUCGCGGGGCGUUUGGAGAGGUGCGGCUGGUGCAGAAGAAAGACACGGGACACAUCUACGCCAUGAAGAUCUUAAGGAAGGCCGACAUGCUGGAGAAGGAGCAGGUGGCUCACAUCCGGGCGGAGCGAGACAUCCUGGUGGAGGCGGACGGGGCUUGGGUGGUGAAGAUGUUCUACAGCUUCCAGGACAAGAGGAACCUCUACCUCAUCAUGGAGUUCCUGCCUGGAGGGGACAUGAUGACCCUGCUGAUGAAGAAGGACACCCUGUCGGAGGAGGCCACCCAGUUCUACAUCGCCGAGACGGUCCUGGCCAUCGACUCCAUCCACCAGCUGGGCUUCAUCCACCGCGACAUCAAGCCCGACAACCUGCUGCUUGACUCCAGGGGCCACGUCAAGCUGUCGGACUUCGGUCUGUGUACCGGACUCAAGAAAGCCCACCGCACCGAGUUCUACCGCAACCUCACCCACAACCCACCCAGCGACUUCUCCUUUCAAAAUAUGAACUCCAAGAGGAAAGCGGAGACUUGGAAGAAGAACCGGAGGCAACUGGCCUACUCGACGGUGGGGACCCCAGACUACAUCGCCCCGGAGGUCUUCCUGCAGACGGGCUACAACAAGCUGUGUGACUGGUGGUCGCUGGGGGUCAUCAUGUACGAGAUGCUCAUCGGGUACCCCCCGUUCUGCUCGGAGACCCCCCAGGAGACUUACAGGAAGGUGAUGAACUGGAAGGAGACCCUGGUCUUCCCUCCUGAAGUCCCCAUCUCAGAGAGAGCCAAGGACCUGAUCCUCAGGUACUGCACGGAUGCAGAGAACCGGGUCGGCGCUGUGAGUGUGGAGGAGAUCAAGGGUCACGCCUUCUUUGAGUCCGUCGACUGGGAACACAUCAGGGAGCGACCGGCGGCCAUCUCUAUCGAGAUCAAAAGCAUCGACGACACGUCGAACUUUGACGAGUUCCCUGAGUCCGACAUCCUCCAGCCUGCAACCAACGUGACGGAGCCGGACUUCAAGUCCAAGGACUGGGUGUUCCUCAACUACACCUACAAGCGCUUCGAGGGUCUCACCCAGCGCGGCACCAUCCCAAACUACAUGAAGGCCGGGAAGGCUUAAAGCACCGCCCGACUCACCCCCGCCCUCCCACCCCCAGGGAACACAGACUUACCACGGACACAGGGUUCUGGGGGCUGGUCGGCCCCCCUUCGCUGGUGCUGACCGCAAUCUUAUCCCCGACGUCUCCGACGACCAUUCUCCGCCCUAGACUAGUCGCAUCCCUCGCUCGCAUUUCAGGAGUGCAGAUGCCCCGCCCUGGUUUUGUUUAGUUUUUAGGGGCCAACCAUGGCGUCCGUCGCAGGCCCGGGUCUCCCUUUUGUGAUUGUUCAGCGCCGCCGCAUGUAAACGCAGACGGUGAAGCCUCGGCGGGGCGGAGGGGUUGACCCCCAGAAAAGCUGUACGUUAAAAGAUGUAAGGGUUGUUCUUAUUUUGUCUCAGAAAAGGAAGACCUUCUUUGAGACAAACUGACCCUUCUGAUGCGGAGGUUUAGCUUCGGUGCGUUUGACGUUUCGUCGGGUUGUCAAAAGUGUUGUUGUUGCCAAUAUCGACCCUUGGUCGAAUCGGUUUGAUUUGUGUCAAGGGAGAAACAUUCCAACCUCAUCGCCGUCACGCACCAAUCAGGAUCAGGGUUGGCUCUGCUUCUCAUGGUUACCGGGUAGACCUCGCCAAUUCAGAAUAAACAUCCAGGUUCCUUCCUGUUUCAAAGUAAUAGUCGACAGGUCACCUUAAUGUUUCCAAAUAAUAGUAUCUCGGUUGCUUUCUGUUUCAAAAUAAUAGUUUCCAGGUUCCUUCCGGUUUCAAAAUAAGAGUGUCCAGGUUCCUUCCUGUUUCAAAAUAAGGGUGUCCAGGUUCCUUCCUGUUUCAAAGGUAAUAUUCUACCGGUUCCUUCCUGUUUCAAAACAACCGUUGACGGGAUCCUUCCUGCUUGCAAAACAAUUUUCUACAUGUUUGAAAAAUAUAGUCUGUGUGUAUAAUCUUCGCAAGAGUCAAUCACACUCCUAGCUCAAUAAAAAACAUGCAAAGUGCCUUUUAAGAGUAAAUACUGAAUCUUAAAUGUAACUGAUGGUAACCGAUAGUGUUAAUCGAGUGGCUAAGGAUUCCCCCCCCCCCCCUCUAACUCUGUCACUGCUUCAAUCCCCCCUACGCCUCCGGAUGUUAAAUAAGUCUCAUACUUUCAUCUGUGAAACUGACAGCAACGCGUAGAACCACCUCGAACUACUGACCAAAGAAUUGUCAUGGUGACCCCCCCCCCCCCCCCCCCCCCCCCCCCCCCCCUACAGGCUCACGGCCUGCUCUACUGGAAGAUGGAUAUCUUAGGGUGGUAGUUGCAGAAAAUAGCAUCGAAGCGUAGUUCCUCACUCCGUUGUGCACCCAAACGUUCUCGCUUGGAUGAUUUCCUCCCGUAACAACGUUUCAUAGGAUUGGAAAAUCGAUUUGGUGCGCUGCUGUUUCACUGUUCACUUCCUCUGUAUGCUCCCGCUUCUGAUAGGGCGCAUCCCAUUGGCUGUCUGCAUUGAGCUACCUGGAGGAGAGAGCUGGGUGAGGGUGGUGGGGGAGGGGGGAGGGGGGGGGGGGGGGGGAGGGGAAGGGGGGGGGGGGUCAGGUUCAGGGUAAGCCUAUUAUGCUAUGGGUGCGUAUUACUGUUUCCUUAAAACUACCUUUACUUCAGAAUAGGAGUGUGGUCGGACAUGUGUGUGUUUGUGUGUGCGUGUGUGUGAUGCGAGUCCCAGUUGGAGAGAGGUUGGAGAGUGAAUUGGUGUUGUGUGUAUUAUAGGAGGAGGAGCGAGAGGCUGAAUGAAUGAACGCAGGGCCGCCAAUCGGGUCCCGCUGGCUGCACUAUAGCCGCACCCUGUUGGAAACGUUUGAGGAGGCGCAGUGACCAAUCUGGAGCAGUAUGGCCUGGAUUGCAUGCGUUUUGAAUCGAGUACGCUCUAGAGAAACUGUGUUUUUGUUUGCAUUUACCGUAAUCAGAGAGAACCGCCGUUUGACUUUGUGAAGAAUGAAGAAGAAGAUGGUAUUGGCGUUGUUUGAAGCCCGGGGCAGGUGAGGUGUUCACCUGUGGGUGGGUGUGGGUGUGUGUGUGUGUGUGUGUGGGUGGGUGAGAGAGAGACCAUCAGCUGAGGCUUUGGCGUUGUGGUUAGGUAAAAUUUUACUUGGUCACGUGUCAAUCCUGCUUACCCCAUCUUGGACGAUUAUUAUCUCAAAGAGGCUGACUUACACCUUUGGGAUCCAUAGUCUGUACCUUUUUUUUGUUUUUGUUUUCCUUUUUAUUAUUAGGAAGAUGUGGUCAAAACCAUUAAUGUAUAGUUUUACAUCCAGUGGGACUAAAACGUAUAACUGGGCCAAACAGUCUCUCGCCACCAUAAGUUACUACGCGUAUUAACAGAGUUCCUCAAUGAAGUUUAUUUUAUUUAUGUUCCAGAUCCUAUGCUGUUCUAGAAUGAAUGCAGGCUUAGCAGAAAGGCAAAGCCUUACUAAGCAGUGGGUGGAAGCUUCUAAAAAGCUUGUAAAGAGGGGACACCGUGCAAACCUGGCAACCUCAACAAAAAAAAAAGAUUCUAAUAGACACAUUUCACCGACUCAUCGUAUGCAGGUGCAUGUGUUAGACGUUGUUAAUGAUAGAA
Molecule: messenger RNA, 4323 nt
Organism: Gadus macrocephalus (Pacific cod)
Lineage: Eukaryota; Metazoa; Chordata; Actinopteri; Gadiformes; Gadidae
Product: serine/threonine-protein kinase 38-like
Exons: 14
Coding region: 368-1759 (463 amino acids)
Biological process (GO): intracellular signal transduction; peptidyl-serine phosphorylation
Molecular function (GO): protein serine/threonine kinase activity; ATP binding
Source: RefSeq, a predicted model, not a curated record